Molecule: messenger RNA, 11385 nt
Organism: Pocillopora meandrina
Lineage: Eukaryota; Metazoa; Cnidaria; Anthozoa; Scleractinia; Pocilloporidae
Source: the annotation of a GenBank genome assembly
CUUGGAUUUGACGAAUAGGAAGAGCUAAUUUAUUAGGGGGGAAACCCCCAAGUUAUAGGUAUAUGUCUAUCAUAUUUGAAUUAAACCAGUUAGUUCUCCAAUAUGGUGGUGUUGAGUGGAGGUUAUCGUGGAUUGAGGAAAGCAUACGAAGUUCACAUAUUCCCAUCUAUGUGUUGCGUCUUCUUUGUUCGAUUUAAAAAGCAGUAUUGAGGCUGCCACCGUUCUUUGAACUUCAUUUGGUAUAAAGGAAUCACUGCUAGAGAGAAAUGCCCGGUUUUCGUCUAAAUUCUUCUGCUGAGCUCGACGACAAGUUCUUCUGUAGACUAUGUAAAUUCGUGCUGAGAGAGCCGAUUCAGACUUCAUGUGGACAUUUGUAUUGCCAGUCGUGUUGUUUUAGGUAAGUAAGCAUGUGUCGGGUUGACUAGCUUCAGAUGGCUUCCCUGCGUUAUUCAAAUAUGCUGAUGAUUCGACAAUUGUUGCACCGGUACUAGGCAAUACUGAUACCUCUGUACCUUAGUGAAUGAGUUUUUAAAUUGGUCGCGAGAGAACUGUAUGUCGUGUAAUCCUAGUAAAUGUAAAGAGCUUGUAAUUAGAAAGAAAUCGAACAAGGACACCUAUAAUCCAGUCAAUUGCAUUCCACAACAUCAUGAAUUGUGCUUACUCGGAGUCACACUUAAGAGUGAUUCUAAGGUUAGUUAUCAUGUUAAGGUCAAACUAGUUAAGGCUAACAAGUGCCUCUAUAUAUUAAGAACUCUGAGAAAGGAACAAUAUGACCAGAAUGAAAUAGAUCUCCUUUUUAAGACAGUUGUAUUACCUAAUUUAACUUAUGGCCUUUCAGUGUUUGGUGCGUAUGAACGCGAUCUAAACACAGUACAGAACUUUUAUUACACGCGGCGAUAUAUUUCAGUUCAUUGAAUGUCAAGGAUAUAAUGCAUAUGCAGGAUAAGAAAUUAUUUUGUGGAACCAGGGCCCCAAGCCAUGAUCCGUUAAAUGAAAUUCUGCCUAAGCCUAGACUCCAGCAAUAUAAUUUCCGUCGCAAGGUUUGCCUCCGCCCAAAGAUUAACACAGAACAUUUCAUGAACAUAUUUGUGAAUAGACCAAUUUUUGAACACAACCUGUUAUAAUUACAUAAUUUAAUUUUGGCCAUAGUAUAUUAUUGUAAUUAUCAUUACACAGUUUCUUGUUAAUGUAACAGGAUAUGUAUCUUUUAUCUUAUGGUUCAAUUAAGACUUCAAAGACUUAAAAAAUGACUGAAUUACAUGUAUUCCUUUUUGGAUAAUUUUUAAAUGCAAGCAGUAAAUUGUGUCUUGAUAUCAUAUUGUAAUUUAUCUUUCUUGGACUUGAAAAUCUUUGAAAGCCUUUAACUAACUUUUAAAUUGCCACUUUAAGCAAAAAGUACAUUUCCAGAAAAUAGGCAAGAAAAAAUGUGCUGUGCUUCCAACUUUUAGCUUUGUAGCUCAGUAACAGUAGUAGUGUCAGACUAGUAUCUGGGAGGCAUGGGUUCUAAUCCCAUUGAAGACUGGAAUUGUUCAGGCUUCUUUUCUGCAAAUUGGCAGAUCAUCUGCAAGGAUCAUGACUGUGUUUUGAUAUUCAAUCAGCUGGUCAGAUGAAAUUUAAUAUUUAAUCACAAAUUAUAUCAUACAAAUAAUCCAGCUUUUUUUAAAAAUUUUUUACCAAGUCUGUGUACCAAGAAUUGCAUUUGCAUAAGCUCCAACAGCUCAGAGAUUAGUGUAGAGAUUAGUUUAGAGAACCUGAAGACCUGUUAGCAAUUAGUAUGAUUAUAACUCUUUCUUAGCUAAUUUUUAUAAGAUUAUUAUGUGGUGUUACUGAAAUGUUGCUAUCUGUUUGGUUUCUUGUUAUCUUUUUUUAUAGUUUUUUGUUUUAUUUUUCUCUGAACAGAUCUACAACAGAGAUGCACUGUGUAGUAGAUGGAACAGUCAUUCGAGAGGUAUCAAUUAGAAUUUUGUUCAGAUAGUUAAUUAUAUUAUCCAUUAAACUCAUUAUGAAAACUCUGAUUGGUCAAGAGCAUAUAGUCAAUAUACAAUUGUGUGAUAUGAUACUUUAGGGACUUUGAACUUAACAUGAUAACCCAAUAUGUGUAACAGAUAUUGAGUUAUCAUGAUAUAAAAGCAGGAUUGGGGAAUGGAGAAUGGAGAAUGGGAAUGGAGAAUGGGAAAUGGGAAAUGCAAAAAUCAAAUGAGAAAUUAAAAAUGGGAAAUUAUUAUUUAUUUACUUUUUCUAGACAUACUAUUUAUAAUAUAGAACAUAUAUUUUUCAGUGAUCAUUAUCGAUAUCCAUGUUCUCUUUCAAAAAAAUUCGGGGUAAAAUUUAGGAAAUGUGAUGAAUUGAUGAUAGGGAAAGAAGUUUCCCUGACUUGUUUUGUUAAGACACUAUCUGAAGCUUACUGAGUCGUGAAAAAAUUUUAUGAUAAUUUCAAUUAAUUUUCCAGAGGAGGGAAUGAUUUUAAUUAAAAUCAUUCAGGUGUUUGUUCACACCUAAAGGAUAUGAUCACUUAUUUUUUUUGUGAAUCCCAUGAAAGUUCAGGAGUCUGAUGCAUCAUGCACCAUUAACAUUAAUGCAAAUUACUAUUGGCAACCUUUUAGAUUGAUCAUCAGCUUGGCCAGCCUUAAGGUUGUGAGUCUAUUCUUAGAUAUGACUUUUCAGUUUCAUUGCAGCCGCUGGCUGGAAAACUGGGGCAGGUGUUUUGUGUGUAGACAAGAAGAAUUGCACCGCAUUCACCCCCUAUCAAGUUCGCCCCUACCUUAUGCCGUGUUUGCCCCCACACUUUUCGAGUUUCACCCCAUCAAGUUGAGUUUGCCCCUUGAUUGAGUGAUAUCCAGAUGAGUUGAUUUGUGACAAAGGCACUAGCAUUGCGUGGAACCUGCUUGGGAACUGGGUUGACGGAAUCAACUAAAUACUCUGCAUGGGAUCUGGGGUUGCCAGAAAUAACUGUGAACACUGAACUUGUAAUAGAGAGAACCACACUUAAUCAAAACAACAUUGCUUAACUUAUUAUUCAGACUGGAAAAGAUGUACAUCAACCUGGGUUUAUCUAACAAACACGAAAUGUGUUGAUCGUAACAACCAGACUUGAGAAGAUGCAAACCACGCUUUCAUCGCGACAGAAUUGCUUAAGUUGUUAGACUUGUACCUCAUUUAGCUUUAUUUAUGAAAUUAAGACUGAAGAAUUUACGCAACCACGAUUUGAUCACGCUUUUGAUUAUUUAAGACUUCUUGAGAGAAUGCGUUGCACACUUCAUUGUUUUAAGGUCAUAGCAACCAGACUUGAGAAAAUGCAAACCAGGAUCGCAAACCACGCUUUCAUCACUCUAGCUCCCACGCACAUAUAAACUUUCAAAAUGGCCAUCAGUCAAUUAAAAUUCAAAACUUGUCUUGGUUCUAAAUUGUUUGCAAUGUUUGAUAGCAACUAAUUUAGACAUGACUCAAUCUGGGGGUGAACUUGGAAAGUGUGGGAGUGAUCACGGUAUAAGGUAGGGGGGAACUCGAAGGGGCAAACUUGAUAGGGGGCGAAAGCGGCGGAUACCGAGAAGAAAACCUCUAUUAGGGUGGGGUCACACUAAAGUGAAUUCACAUAUUUCCUAAUUUUUUGCAAAUUGAAAAAAAGGCAAAUUUUUUUGCACUUUCCAAAUUUUGGCAGCAGUCAUGAAAAAAUUUGGUAAGUUUUUCACAUUGAAUGUUUUUGAGUAAAAAAAGACUGGAUAUUGAUUAUCACUGCUUAUAGAAGAUAAAAAACCACAUGAAAAACAGUAAAUCUUGUAAAAACAUUAUUCUCCCAUGUUAAAUUUCCCAUUCCCCAUUCCCCAUUCCCCAUUCCCCAUUCCCCAUUCCCAUUCCCCAUUCCCCAUUCCCCAUUCCCAUUCCCAUUCCCCAUUCCCCAUUCCCCCUUCCCCAUUCCCCAUUCCCCAUUCCCCAUUCCCCAUUCCCCAUUCCCCAUUCCCCAUUCCCCAUUCCCCAUUCCCCAUUCCCCAUUCCCCAUUCCCCAUUCCCCAUUCCAGCUUUUAGUAACAUCCCAGAUAUUGGGAUAUCAUGUCAAGUUCAAAGUCUGCCUAGUUUCCAAGCCCCUGGCCUCACCAGUUUAUAGGUAUUCUCAAACUUUUGACAACUCUAAGAGAGGUGCCUUCUUUUGUAUCAUAAUACAAUUAUUGAAUUCAGUUUUCACAUUAUAUCAUGAAUUAUGAAACCUUAUAUCUGUUUUGUCAACCCCAGCCAUUACCUUUGGCAGAUAACUCAGACCUUGGCAUUAAUAAUUUGUGAUAUCAUGCUUAACCUCCUCCAAAAAUUGCUUAUUACGAACUUGUGACAUUUUACCUAAACAGGCUUGCAGAGUUGCCAAGGUGUUAAAGAGUUGAGACUGUCACUUAAGUCAUAAGUAACCCAAGUGUUUUCAACCAAAUCAGUCAUAGGGGCUAGCUCAGCUGGUGGUCUUGGCCAUUAUUGAAUUGUAAAUGUUAACUUAAACAGGGUACUACCCAAAGCUGUUGGUGCAUUGUCACACAAUCAAAUUUUAUCUUGUCUGCCUUAAUUAAAUUGUGCCACUAAACCUGGCCUUAAAUACUGACACCCUGACCUUAUCCUGUAUGAAAGCAAUUGAAAAUUGCUGUUACAUGUGUAUCGGUAAAAAAAAAAAAGAAACAUUAGUUGAAAAAUUGCCUUUUUCAAACAGACAGCUUGAAAGAAAGUGAUUUCAGAAUUAGAGUAAGCUACUCCAUUAACAUAUAGUUUUUUGUGUUCCAAGUUGAUAAAUAUUUAUCAUGUGAGCUAUACUAAUUAAAUUGUAGCAGAAAUCUUAAAAUGUUACACUCAGUCUGUGGAGGUAAUUAUAAUAACUUUAUGAUUGCUAUAUUACGUGUUUUGUUUAAAGUGCUAUUGCAAAAGCUCUAAAUUGAUUUCAGAUGCUUUCUUUGUGCAAGUUACUGCAAGAGUUGCUUUCUUUGUUCAAGUUACACCCAAGAUUUUCUCUGCAUGCAGAGUUGUUUGCGUAAGCAGGGGCUGGCUUAAGAACAAAAGAAGCAGAAAAUGUUUUUCUCACACACAUUUGGGAGUCUGGGUCUACUUUGCAGGGGUCUAGUCAGAUGGUUGGUUGUAAUUUACAAGUGUUCUUGUUGCUGAUCGCAGUUAUCUUACCUCCCUCCCACCCAUCCACCCUUCAAGCUGGGUAGUUUUUUAUUGCUCUAAUGUCAUGUAGCUAUCUCUUAAUUUCAUUGUUGCAUCAAGCCUUUGGAGGUACAGGGUUUUUAUUGAGGCAAUUUAAGUUGUUUUGUUUGUUGAUUUUCUCAAGUUUGUCGAUGGCAUGUACUCAAGGGAGCAUUUUUCUUGUUGACUGACCUGAAGUACUAUUUUGAUGCUUUGUAAUAAAAGUAGGGGGGUAUCAGGUUUCAGCUUGACAUUGCGCCCAAUUGUGUGUGAGAAAUGGCAGUUUAUUUCAUCAAAUACAAGAUUUAAAUAUCCUUUUUGAAGGGUAAUUUGUAAAAUUACUUUUUAACUUCCAAGAGAAUGUUAUGUUUUUUUUAAGCAGAAAGCAAAACAAAUCUGGAAGGAAUCCCUGUACUGGCAGCACUUUUAUUUUAGGCCUAUCUGAAUUAAUUAUUUAUUAACAGGAUGAAAGUUUCCCUGACAAAUGUAUAAAGAAGGAAAUUCUUCGUCAGAGGGUUGGCUGUACCCAUCAGGAUGAAGGGUGCACGUGGAGAGGAAUGAUAUGCCAUCUAGAGGUAAUACUGCUUUAUAUUAUUGUCCCGUUAUGGCCUAAAAGCAAAACAUUAUGUGUCAACUGUUGAACCGAUGACUGUAAAUCUGAGGAUAUUUUUCUGAAGUGGGACUUUGGUAGGUUGUGUAAAAAAUCCAAUAUCGCUUAAAAAAAGAGUUCAACCUCUUAGUUUUAAAUUUGUAAUUAACAUUUUAAAUGAGAAACAAAACAGGGGGCAAAUUUUGAUUAAAAAAGCUAAAAAAAUUCAACUCGAUUCUGAAAAAGAACAAGGGUAUUUGAAAUUAAGUGUUCACAUCAUUUUCCAAUGUCAUGUUCAAGCUCUUUGGACAUGAUUGACAAGAUUAUCAUAUCAAAAGAAUGCAAUAAGUAGGACCAUGGAUACUUUGUUUAGUCGCUGUUGGAUAUGAAACCUUUUACCUGAGAAUGGCAAAGGGUUUUUGCGUGACGCGUGAUGGCCCCAAAAUUUGCUGGGUGACGAGUGAUUGUACCCAAAUUAUCCGCGUGAUGCGGGACCGAACAUCACAACACGAUGCGUGAUUUGUUAUUUUACAAGCGCGUGACGCGUGAUUUACAAGACUUACUAAUCAGAUUUCCAUGAUAAGUGAACGCUCUUUGACCUAGAAGGGUACUAGACAUUAAAAGUAAAUAGAGUCUCAACAAAAAUCAAUAAACCAGGGCAGCUGUGACACUGUCUUCUGGUCUUUUCUGUCCUUUGUUAAGCUUUGCGUGACCUUGGAUGUCUUUGAUCUUCGUGGUAGGUCCAAGCAAUCGUGACACAAUAGGCAUAAGUUAAUGAAGCAAAAAUUUGCACAAGGACUAUGACCUUCUGUGUUAGUUUUGUCGAUCUCGUGGUCGUGGUAGUGCGUGGGAUCCAGACGGACCAGAAAGUCCACGGGUCGGUCCACGAAUUCUACAGCUUGAAAGACAGCCAAAUUAACAAAGUCCAUACUAGUUCCCACGAGAUAACCAUUAAACCAUAUAAGAGUUCAAACUACGAAAACAUUGACAAAACUACGAUUACUGACUCCUUGAACACCGAGCUAUGAUGACUAUGAUGCCCAGACGAACACCUCAGAUGUUGAAAAAAUCAAGACUCUUCGUUUUUACUGUGUUCGAUACUUGUAAAGUACGAUUUUAUAAUCCGAUACGAAACCCGAGUAAACGCUCUUGGAGCGUCUAGUUUCAACUAGUAAGUCGUCUUUAUUUGUCAAGUAAAAAGCCAUAUGCCUUGUGAAACGCAAUUCAUUCCAGAAGGAAAACGUUGGAUGCAAUAUAAUUUCUAAUAAUACAUCCGACAGGUUUAAAUCUUACAGUAUUAGUUGAGCGUUCUCACUACUUUUUUACGUGACGCGUGAUUGGUUAAAAAUAUUAUCCGUGAUGCGUGAUUUAAUAGAAAAAUUCUGCAUGAUGUGUAAUUGGAACCCUUCCCCCCUUUGCCACCCUCUUACCUGGGUUGAUUGAUCUAACACUAAGCCUUCUUUUAAGCUCCGAAUUGAUCGAAUUGAUAUAAUCUAGGACUUACGGUUGUAAAUAUUUGCAUGGUAGCACUUUUUUGGAUCAAUUCUUAAAAAGUUGUAUCCGAGGUACAUCGUCGUGUUUCAAGUGAUCCGCUGAAGUCCAAUAUGUCGAACCCCUCUUAGUAAAACCAGGGCUUAGUUCUUUACCUGAGAGGUCCACUGUUGAAUAAUUUUCCACGAGCACCUCCUAAAGGUGAUGGAUGAAAUAAUGGUCAUUGCUAAUUAGCUUAUCAAAAAUAACUUAGAACCACACAUUGCUCAACCACAUAAAAACUCCGAUGAGGCAAUUUUUUGAGGACUUGAGGACCUCAAACCUAUGUCACUUAGCUUUAAAAAUUGCUCUCCCCGUCAUCGAUACGAUAGUUUGUUGAAACAUAUUUUUUUUAUACAGCAACACCAGGAUACAGAGUGUCCUGCAUAUCCAGUUAUAUGUGAAAAAUGCAAUAAAGAUGGAAUUCCUCGAGGCAAAGUAAGAACACAUACCUUCUAAUAAAACAUAGGCAUGCUAUGCAGGGCUCGAAAUUUAAAAAAAUUCCAAGUCGCCUUUUGGCGACUAUCAAAGAAAAAGUGGCCGCCAAAUGCAAAAAUGAAGUCGCCAGAUAGUACAAGAAACAGAAAGUCAGAUUAGAGCCCCAUAAAUAUUACAGAAAGUUGAAUUAUUUUGAAUUCGAGAUUCAUCGUGCAGCAAAUGGGGAUAAACUGAGACCUGCUUUGCAUUAACCGUUGCAAAAAAUGGUUGUUCUGUGACUAACUUGGGCUUUUGGUACGCUUGUACAGUUGUGAUUAAAUUUGAUAAUUCUUCUGUUUGAAGUUGAAAGAUCACCAGGAUCCUCUCCUAGGCGACUGUGAAGCCGUGCAGGGACCAUGCCCCUUCUCUCGUAUUGGCUGCUCGACAGCGGUUGUAAGUACACACUCGAAUUUUGUGAGUGAGACUGUUGUUAGUUAUUGCAUAAGUACUUAAGUAAUAAUGACGUAAAAUUUUCACCACACACCUCUUUAAAAAAAGGUUCUUAAUAAUGCCCUAAGCAAUCAGAUAAAAACAAGAGAGAGAGGGCAUUUACCAAGUAAAUGCAGCAGUUGUGUUUACAUUAUGCGUAGAUCAAUUCGAAGCUUCAACAUCUCUUCAACUUUUGAAGAUUAAAUCGUUUUAAAUCCUCCCCCACUUGGUCCAAUAUUGCGCUCAAAUGUGCUACCCAGUAUUGAGCUGGGGAGGGGAGGAGGGGAUGCUGAAGCUUCGAAUUGAUCGGCGCAUUACUCGAUGAACGCAAUGCGUUUAGUGUACAAAAAGGAAAAAAUUAAUAAACUCUGCAACCUUUUUUAAAGCUUGCUAACUAUACAGCUCAUUACCUCAGGAGAAGGAGCUGAUGUGGCGGAGAGUUCUAAGUUCGACACCCGUCAGGAAUGAAAAGUUUUGUAUUCAACGUACGAACAUUUGAAUGAGACAAGACACAGUUCACUAAGCAAUUCGUUAUGCAGUCACAAUAGGGAUUUCGAAAUUAAGGUUAUUGCUAUGUAGUUAAAAUGAGUCAUGCAAUCAGGAUUUCAACUAAUUUGUUGUCGCAGUCAACUGUUCCAUAGCAUCUUAUAGUGAUACAUUGUACCUUCUGCGAUCUGACAGAUUCUAAACCAAAAGGAAAUGAAACAACAUUUGGAGAAGGCAAAUACUCAACACAUUGUUCUGGCGCUUCAAUUUGCAAUUAAAACGAGUAAAGAAUUGGUGGCCAGUCUGACCCGUGACCAGCGAAUCAUGUUCAGGAGCCCUCAACUAUCGACAAACUGCGAAAGUCUUAUCCAAGAUAUACAGAAUCAACUACAAGAAGUCACUGGCUACACAACUACUUUGGAGCGAGAGUUAGCAUCACGUACUGUCUCUGAGGCAGCAUCGUUGGAACAGCGAGUUCCAAAUGACGCCAGUUUAUCAAGUAAUGAGUGUACAAGGAGAGUUACGAAUAUUGAGAACGGAACCGCUGACCACGAGGUUCUUCUAGUCGGCAACAAUCGCACUAUGGAGGAAGUUAGACGUGAUGUGGGUAACAUUAGAAGGCAACUUGACACCAACCUGGAGAGCGCCAGAAGGCCUGACCGAAGGAUUGAAUCUAUUGAGCGCACACUGGCACUAAGGAAUGUAACCCUGGCUGAUUUGGAGGAAUACGUAAAACAGCAAGAAUUCUCAAGCUACGAUGGCCAGCUUUUGUGGAGGAUUUCCGAUUAUGCUCGCAAACGAAAUGAAGCGGUGACCGGACAACAAGUCUCCUUCUAUAGCCCAUGUUUCUUCACCAGCCGAUACGGCUACAAAAUGUGCGCCCGCAUUUACCUAAACGGGGAUGGAAUGGGAAAAGGUACGCACAUCUCGAUCUUCUUUGUGAUCAUGCGCGGAGAGUAUGACGCGCUACUUCGCUGGCCAUUCAGACAGAAGGUUACCUUCAUGUUGCUAGAUCAGGGUAACGUGGAGCACGUGAUUGACGCCUUCAGACCUGAUUCGAACAGCUCAUCCUUCCAGAGGCCAAGAAGAGAAACAAACGUCGCCAGUGGGUGUCCAAUGUUCUGCUCGCUUGCUGAGCUGAACAAUCACGCAUAUGUCAGGGACGACGCCAUGUUCCUGAAAAUAAUUGUGGAUACUUCUGAUCUGAUCUGCCCUAGUUGAAGAAAAAAAUUCAGCUCAUCCAACUGUAAAGCGCGCUUGUCUACCUUCCACAUGGGCUCUUGCGUAGAGCGGAUGGAGACAGCAAUUGAUCAGUUCUAUUUAAAGUUGGAAGAAUCGCGAAGAUUCCUGGAGGAAAAAAUGAAGAAUGAAAUACGAGAUGUAGUUGAUGAAGUCGAGAACCAACGCGUAGUCCUCUCCACUCAUGAAGAAAAUGUAUUGCCUCUUCGCCGUGCUCUUGGUGGCCUUAAUCAAAUGUUUCAAGGUGGUUUGAACCAUUUGAAAAGGCGAGUUGAUACCUGUCUUGUGAGUAAUGGUCCAGCUGUAUCCGAUAGACUUGGAUAAGUCCAUCUUGUAAUAUGUUAGCAUACCUACCCGGAGAGUACGCGUGAACAUCACACUUUUUUGCUCAAAAACUCUAGAAUCUUGUUCGGUAGUUGAAGAAAGCCUGAGAUUUACCUCGAUAAGACUCUGAAGAAUUUUCACAGUAUAUGCUUCAGGAAUUAUUAGUCACAUUUGUUUUGUAUUAGGCAAUCAGUUGUUCCUAUCGCUGUCAUGUAUAACAUUACAUGUAAUGAUUUUCUGUUACUCUGCUUAAGUCACGCUCGAAAAUCUCUAAUUCUGUGAGUAAAUCUAGGCCAAACACAGUAUGCCAGUGAUAUUUCAUCUUUGUGGACUCUUUGUCUCCAUCAUAGUGAAUGGUACUGUUCUGUUACUAGAGUGCACCAAUUGACGAUUGGCACGCAUGCGUUCCUUGUUUGGUAAUAAGCAUGUUUAGUUGCGGUUGUUGGCCUAGUGCCUUUUGUGUGCAUAUCAGUAGGCCAAAACUUUCCUUGAGUGAAUAAAUACUUGAAUUCUAUGUGAAAAACGUAAAAGGAAAUUUUUUUCCUUUUUUUUUUUUUAAAAAAAAAAGAGUUAGUUACCGAUUAGUUGCCCAAUAUAUGGAUGGGGCACAGACUGAUCUUCAACCAAAAAAAUCUGCAGUAAUCUUUUUGAUUUUGUUAAGUAUAGCCAGGCUAAGCCUGAACAUAGUGGUGUUUUAAACAAUGAUUAUAACUAGAAAAGUCAACUGUUGGCGAGAAAAAGUUUAAUCUAUUUGGUGAGAUUCCUCUGUCUUAUAUUAUACUAACAACCAGGCUACGCCUGUGUGAAAUAGUCUUUUUUUUACCAGUUCUUAGGAUGAUAUAAUGUAUUCGCUUUUAGCUUUUGUAGAGUACAACCAGGCUAAACUUAAAUGAAAUAGUGUUUCGUACAAUGAUUAUUACCAGUGGUAGGAAAUAAGUGACUUUCAAAUUUAUGUCAGUGUUAUAGUACGUUUCAUUGUCCACCAGCUAGUGUCGAGUUCUUAUAUGAUACUCUCUUUUAAUCUGAAAAUUAGAUUAAGGUCUCGCGGUUUUGAUAUUCUUAGAAUGGUAAGGAAACUAGUUAGCUGCUAAUGUACUCAGGAAACUAUACUUUUGAAUCUUGAACGGGACUUAAUAAAGAAUAUCGUGUAUCUUGAA